This is a messenger RNA of Heterocephalus glaber (naked mole-rat), 4242 nucleotides long. RefSeq names its product alkB homolog 3, alpha-ketoglutarate dependent dioxygenase (gene Alkbh3). Lineage: Eukaryota; Metazoa; Chordata; Mammalia; Rodentia; Bathyergidae. Gene Ontology annotation, cellular component: nucleoplasm; mitochondrion. The record is from RefSeq and is a predicted model, not a curated record. Gene Ontology annotation, molecular function: dioxygenase activity. Gene Ontology annotation, biological process: DNA alkylation repair.
GUGGUUGGCUGUUGCAGGAGUUCGUGCCUCACUCUUAAGCUUCCCCGGACCACAGGCGCUGGAAGAGGGUCUGGAGCGGGCGAGCUCCUCCAAGCGCGAGUGAGUUUGAACCUGCCGCACCGCUUCGUCAGCGGGUGUGCGCCCUCCCAGUUUACCCCUGGGCACCCCAGGUGCCCUCACCUGGGGAUGUGAGGAUCGCUCUAAGGUACCAUUGUGUGGUUUGAAUCAGGAAUGAAAUCUUCUGGGAGCGCAGAGCAGAAGCUUUUUUGGUCAGCAUGGCAGACAAAAGACAGCAAGCGCGAGUGCAGGGAGCCUGGGCUGCCCCUAAGAAACAGCCAGCUGCUCAGCCAGCUGUUGCUGCUGGGAGCCACCAGACACCUGGCCAGACCUGGAGGAACAAGGAGCAUCAUCUGUCUGACAGAGAGUUUGUGUUCAAAGAACCCCAGCAGGUAGUACGCAGAGCCCCAGAACCACAAGUGAUCGACAGGGAGGGUGUGUAUGAAAUCAGCCUGUCACCUACAGGUGUGUCUAGGGUGCGUUUGUAUCCUGGCUUUGUUGACUCAAAGGAAGCCGACUGGGUCUUGGAACAGCUGUGUCGGGAUGUUCCCUGGAAACAGAGGACAGGCAUCAGAGAGGAUAUAACUUACCUGCAACCAAGACUUACAGCAUGGUAUGGAGAACUUCCUUACACUUAUUCAAGAGUCACUAUGGAACCAAAUCCUCACUGGCAUCCUGUGCUGCGCACACUGAAGCACCGCAUUGAAGAGAACACCGGCCACACCUUUAACUCCUUACUCUGCAAUCUCUACCGGAACGAGAAGGACAGUGUGGACUGGCACAGUGACGACGAGCCUGCGCUGGGGAGGUGGCCCGUCAUUGCUUCACUCAGCUUCGGCGCCACACGCACUUUUGAGAUGAGGAAGAAGCCCCAACCUGAAGAGAACAGAGACUACACCUAUGUGGAAAGAGUGAAAAUACCCUUGGAUCACGGGGCCCUGUUGGUCAUGGAAGGAGCGACACAAGCUGACUGGCAGCAUCGAGUGCCUAAAGAAUACCACUCCAGGGAACUGAGAGUAAACCUGACCUUUCGCACUGUGUAUCCAGACCCCGGUGAGGCGCCCAGGUGACCACGCUUUGUGGAGAAACGUUUGUGUGCAGUGGCCCUCCGGCAGAAGACACUUCAGGAGGCUGCUCCAGCCUACCCGAGAUGCAGCUAUUUGGAAGAUCGUGGCAGUUGUUUCCCAGCUCCCUGUCCCAUUAAACGAGAGCCCCUAGCAAUUCAAUUGAUAAUAUGCCCACUGGGGAACAAUUUUUCCGAAGCACAUCUCAAACCAUGCAUUAUCUUUAGGCAAAUUAAAAACUGCUGCGGCUGUGCUUGCACAUGAUUUGGGCCAUAAUCUGUUUUUCUCCUGUCCUCCCCCUAUAAUCUGAAGAAAUGUGAAUGGCCUUGUGUAUCUGGGGAAAAUCUGCACGUGUUUUUUCCUUAUGACGUCCGUGGAGCAGAGAUAUAAAUACAUGUCAGCAGCUCUGGAGUCUUCUGUGGGCAGACAGCUGCAGAAACCCAAACAGAGGUGGCUUCAGGAGCCUUGCUGUAGUCUGUCUUGGCACUGUCACAUCCCGGCCUGUAUGUUACUAUAAUGGGGAGCUGUACAUUCAGGGGACACUGUUUCUAACUGUCUUCCUGGACACUCUUGGGAGUAGUCCUCCAGAUGAAGGGAGGAGGCAGGGUCUCUAGCCCUCACCUUAGGCAGUCACCGGAUACCUAUACUACCAGAAAAUACAGUCCCCUUAGGUAAGGAAGAAGAGCUGAGGAUUCAUGAGAAGUAGGCUGAGAUGUUGGCAGAAGAGCAGCAAAUGCCGUUAGUGACAGCUGUUCCACAUAGAUUAGGUUCCCUUGGAGAAUCACGUGAGUCAUUUAAAGCCAGCCAGGUAGAGGCAAGAGCAGACCUACAGGGAAUAGACCGAGUAAACUCAUGGUCCUCCCCCCACCUUCGAUUUCAGCAGCCCCAUGACUGAGGCUGUCUGUGACUCAGUGUUCCCUUGCACAGUUUCUGAGGUUCAGAGGUUAGUCUGUGAUGUCACCAAGGUUCCCAAAGCAGACCAGAGUGGCUGCCCCUUCUUGCAUCAUAAAAGCAUGUGUUUCCUUGACCUGUUGACUCAGGAGCAGUGUGCCAGGUAAAACCCGAACGAGACAUGGAAAACCCAAGAGAAGGACAAUGCACUUAAAUAGAUGAAAGUAGGGCAGAGGAGUUAGUUUCUCUCUCUACCUCUGGGGAGAUUUACAGCACCCUCUUGCUUUUUAUCCUCUUUCCUUCCGUCCUGUAAGGUCAGUGAUCCCCAUGAUCGUGGUAAAGUGCCAGCCAUGGGGCAAACUUAGAGCCAGAGCUGGGCUGUAGCACCAUGCUUGGCCAGGCUGUGUGUCUGUCUUGUCUGUCUGUCAACAUGUAAAGCUUUUAUCUGUGAGGCAUACUAAAUGCUUUUCACACUUUGAGCAUCAUACCGAACCUUCCAGGGAAGAAGGUAUAAAUCUCCAUAAACAUAAAAUCAACUUUGUUGAAUUCCUAGCUGUUUUCCUAUUAAAGCAAAUAAAGCCUGGCCAGGGUGGGACAGCCAGCUCUGGUUUUGGGCCUGUUGCGUGACAUUGGGAAAUUUCCCUUCCAUUCUUUACGAACUUAGAAGAAGUGCCAGAUGGCUCUACGUCUUCCAGCAUCCCCCCUCCUAAUGGAGGGUCACAGAGUCCCCCUGCUGCAGCUGGGCAUUUGAUCUCUUCACUUGUCACAUGCCUCUGCCUAUCAGGGAAACAAAUUCCUCCUCUCCAGCAAACAGGUUGGGCCCCCACACACACCAGGUUUCCUGGUCAGAGAGCAGCACAUCUUAGCCUUUAUUUCUUGCUGUCACUGUAGACUGCCAUUUAUUUCCACCACCGAGAUAAGGUCCCAUCUGAAAUGAAAUGUCAGGUAGGUAGUUGCCACAGAACAAAAGUGCUGAGUUUAGCAAUAGGCAGGGACUCCGGGUGGUGGCGAAGGACAGCCAUGCUCAGCAGAUCACCCCAGCCUGUUGCCAUGUUUACUGGAAAUCCAUGCUACCUUGGAAUUGGGGUGAAGCUGUACCUGUAAAGCAGAGGAAGCCAGCACAGAUUGUAGCCUGAAGAAAAACAUUCAGGGUUUUCAGCUGCCAUUUUUCUUUUCUUUGUAAGCACUGUCCUGGGAGCUUGUAUACAUGAUCCCUAAACCUCUCCACAGCAGGACAAGAAAGAGACCUGUUCCCAUUGUAGAAAUGAGGAAAAGUCUCUGAGAGGUUAAACAGUUCAGCACGACUUGCAGUGGCAGGGCCAGAAUUCAGACAACAGGUGAAUUCCCAAACGCGUGUACUUUCCAGGUCUGGCUCCGGCAGUCCUGACCACCGCUAACUCCAUGCCACUUGUGUGUUGCCUGCUUGCUUGUGUUUCAGGGCAGGUUUCUGCGUCUCAUCUCUGCUUAAUCAACAUUAGCAUCUUCUGGUCAAAAACUGCUGCCAGCUGGGCAGCAAUUGGUCAUUUAAUUGAAGAAACUCAUUUUGGUGAAAUCUGGUGCAUUGAGAAAAAUCUUCAGCCAACUUUUCUGACAGGUGUUUCCUACCACAUACCUGGAAACCUUCCCAGGUAGGUAAAGGUUCCCCGGUGGUUCCAUCGUCCCUCAUCAUCUGAGUAUGUAUCUGGGGACCUUGAAUGGUGUCCAGACUCAGUAUGAGGCUCCUUACAGUACUUGCCAUCACCACUGCUCCAGCCCAGAGAAACAGGUCAGGCUGCAGCUGGGAAUGCCUCUGCAUGCUCAGAACAGCGAGACAGCACCAGAUUGUAACCCUAAACUGAAAUCGGGUCCCACUUUGAUCCAUGAAGACUAAACCAGUAGCUCUGCCAGUGAUUUCCCAGAGGUUGGGGUCACAGCUGAUGAACCUCGGGGCACCCAUGUCACUCCCUGCUGCCUGUGUGCUGCUGUGACCCUAGCUGGAUUCUAAUGGAUCUGUCUGAGCCCAGUCACCGGCACAGGCUCCCCACUGUGUGGCAGGCACCUCGAAGGAGUUGAGGGGGCCCCAAGUGAGUGGAAUGCUCCCACUGGGGCCUUGCAGAGAAAGUCAUGACAAGUGAUGGGUUCCUGCUCUGUUGGGAAUAUUUCUUCCUUGGGUUCUGGCAGCUUUCUCUUGGCUGCAGAAUAUCUAAGACCCACUUUGCCUUUUCUGGUCAUAAACACUUGUAGUGUUGAA